CUCCAGGUUUUCCCGAGGGAAAAAAGAGGAGGAAGAGAAGCGGCUACACUCUGUCAUGGCUAGUGGAAAGCUGGUUCGGGAUUUCCUGUUUUCUAAGCGGAAUCUCUUUCUACAUCUAUCGUCACAACAGGGUUUGAAUACGAGAUUACGGCAACUUUCCGCACCUGGUUAUCAUGGUUACCGUCGAUUCAGCGUGUUCAAUGAGUUCUCGAAGAGAAUUAAAGGCGAGGUUGAGAGAAAUCCUGAAUUUAAAAAAUCAGUUAAGGAACUGAAGGAGAAAGCAGAAGAGGUGACUGAAGAGCUGAAAGUUAGAACGAAGCAGACAACUGAGAAGCUGUACAAACGUGUGGAUGAUGUCUGGACGGAUGCCGAAAGUACGGCCAAAAAGGUUUCGGGUGAUGUUAAAGAGAAGAUUUCGGCUGCGAAAGAGGAGGUCAAAGAAACUUUCGGGAUUGGGAAGCAAGAAUCUGCUGGGUCGACUGGUGCUUCAGAAGGUCAGGGUUUUGAUACGAGAGAUAAAAGCCAGGCUGCAGAUGGGGAGCAGACACACCAUCAGUAUGGGUCUACUGGUUCUGCAGAAACAAUAUUUGAGAAAGUAAAGUCUAGGAUUGCAUCCCCAAAGGUUUCUUCAGCCCUACAUAAAUUGAAGGAAGCUAAGGUCAUUGACUUGGCAAAGAAAGGAUAUGACAUUGUAAAGGAUGAGCUAAGUAAUAGCCCAAGUAAGAGAAAGCACCUGGAAUAUAAUUCUUCUCCCUCAGCUACAACAGAAAAAAGUACAAGAACUGACAUUGUUAUUGCACCCUCAAAUCAGUCUCGAUGGAGUAAGAAGUGGGACAAAAUCAAGGAGAAGAUUCAAGGUACUCCAUUAUUCAAACGAAUCAACAGGUUUGGUGAACCUGUGGUGACAAAAGGUCAAGAGAUAGCAGAGGAUGUUCGAGAAAGAUGGGAGACCAGUGAUAGUCCAAUUGUUCACAAAAUUCAGGAUAUUAACGAGACCAUCUUUCAAGAAACAGAUGCUGCAGCAUCACUCAAGGAAAUACGUCGUCGAGAUCCAUCUUUCUCCUUACCAGAGUUUGUGGCAGAAAUCCAGGAAGUGAUUAAGCCAAUUCUUAAUGCUUAUAUGAAGGCAGAUGAAAAAACUUUGAAGAAGUAUUGUGCACAUGAAGUGAUUGAGCGAUGUAAAGCAGAGCACCAGGCUUUUCAAAGCCAUGGUAUCUUUUUUGAUAACAAGAUUCUACAUAUAUCUGAGGUUGAAGUGAAGGAGACCAAAAUGAUGGGAACCUCGCCAAUAAUUAUUGUGGCUUUCCAGAUGCAGCAAAUCCAUUGUGUACGUGAUAGAAAUGGUUCAAUUACAGAAGGUGGCAAGGACACCAUCCACACUAUUUACUAUGCUUGGGCCAUGCAGCAAGUAGAUCCAGAAGAACUUGCAGAAGGUGCAGUCUACCCAAUCUGGAGGUUAAGAGAGAUGCAAAAACUUGGCGUCCAAGCCCUUAUCUAGUCUGUGUUAUCAUAUAUUGAUGCAUGUUGUACCAUUGAACUUAUCUUGGAUUCCUAAUUUCCUAUCCUUUUUUUUUUUUUUUUUUUGGCUCCCGUUUUUAUUUAAAAAUUCCUGGGUUUUUGGCAUUCUUACCAGGGAAAUAUUGCUUCAUAUUUUUCUAACGUUGGUCAAAUAAAAAAAACUGGUCUCAUUGGAGUUUCAAUAUUUAGUAGGAAGUCUUGUUUUGUGGUUUUUGUUUUUUGUGCAUGUAUAUAUGCAGGAGCAAGUUUUGUU
Messenger RNA from Tripterygium wilfordii, 1771 nucleotides. RefSeq names its product mitochondrial import inner membrane translocase subunit TIM44-2-like. Gene Ontology annotation, molecular function: protein-folding chaperone binding. Lineage: Eukaryota; Viridiplantae; Streptophyta; Magnoliopsida; Celastrales; Celastraceae. The coding region runs from base 56 to 1498 and encodes 480 amino acids. The transcript has 14 exons. Gene Ontology annotation, cellular component: mitochondrial inner membrane. Gene Ontology annotation, biological process: protein import into mitochondrial matrix. The record is from RefSeq and is a predicted model, not a curated record.